AAGAAAGAGAGCCAAGAAUGGGCGCAGUGCGUCGUUGAAGAUGACUCUAAAUCAAGUGCUGCGGGAAGAGUAUCGUGCACCAUUCAUCGAUCAGGUCACAUACUGGUGCCUUUCGGCCACAAUGAUAACGACUCUGGCGUCAUUACUGUUUUUUUUUUUUCAAAGCAAACAAAGCCUUUGAUGAUGAAAAUGUUCGAUUUUUUAAAGGUGAAUCCGAUGAAUACACGAAUGAUCAAUUCAAUAAAUACGUGAAUGGUGUAAUUGGUGAAUGUUUCACCUCGGUAUUACAAGAAAAUUACCACAAAUUACCGCUUGCAUUUCGACGAACUGUGGAGCAAGCAUGCCCUGAUUUUCUUCGUCCAGAAAAUUGGCCAGCUCCUGAGGGCAUGAGGAACGCAUUCAAUCAUCACAUCACUCAGUACAUAACAAACGUGAAAAAUAACAUCAGAGUAUGGGCAUUCAGUCGCAUCAAGAAAUUUUUCACGCUAAAGCGCUACGAACUGAAUUUGAAUCGACAAGGAAAUCUCAUCACUGAAUUGGAUGUAAAACGUGCGACGAAGAUCGUAAUGUUCCAGAGUAGAGUCGGGAGAAACGCGAACAUCGAUCUUCUAUUAAACGAAGCAGCAGGCAUUGGAUUGCCAAUCAAUGUACACUUCCAGAAUCUCAUUCGUGAUCGCUGGUUCUAAACCAUCCCAAUAUUUAUAAACAUUCAGCGACAAAUUUUCGAUUUUCACGCGAAAUAUAAAAUGUUGAAACAACGCUGGUUCCAAUAUCGACGCGAAAAUAUCGAAUAUAGCAUUGAAAUUAGCAAAAGGAAAACGCAGUCAGCCAAUAAACAUUGAAAAAACUGAAUACGAUAGCAAUCCAGCUAUCUAUUGGGAUUUAAUAUUUGACAUGCCAAAAAUUUCGAAACUUGGAAAUGGUAAGGAAUUCGAUUUUGCUGUGGCAACCGAUAGUGUGGAAGUUUCGUUAUGUUUCGUGAAGCCUGAACGCAAUACACCAGAACUUGAUAACAACACCAUCAAAGAGAAGUACAAUAAUUUUGAGUUUGAUUAUGUGCUUGGAAUCGAUCCAGGAGUUCGUACAUGGAACGCCACCGUUCGCAAACACGUUUGAUCCGGCAACGAGGAAAACAUCACAAUUGAUGGCCCAAAAUACCAUUUCAAAGCGAAAUAUGGCAAACGCAAGCGUAAAUCCGAUCAAUGGACUGAAUUGUUGCAAAAACAACGGGAGCUCGACUAUAAACGCUAUGCAUUUUUUCCAUCGCCGAAAGGACGUUCACAUUGGAUGUGUUACAUCGCUUAUUAUGUGAAAAUGAUGAAACCAGCUAUGGCGGUGUACACAACAAGAAAGUUUAUUCGACUCCGUCUCGAUAAAUACAUCGAAGAGAAUCGGGCCAGUGACAAAAUCGCGGCAUCACUGACGAAAAAAAAGUCGACGCUCGUUUUUAUUGGUGCAGCUCAAAUAGCUCCAAACUCACCAAUUGGUAUUAAAAAGCGAUUGCGAUGCCCGGGAUUACGACGACUAUUGAACAGUUUCAAGAAGUUGGGAAAUUGUAUUGUACGAUUGGUCGACGAAUACAAUACAUCGCAAACUUGUGCAAAAUGUUUCCGGCCAUUCGAUCGACGAACCAAAAGCGAUCGAUACAAAGUUUGUCAGCAUUUUAUUCCAAGUGAAGAUAUGAGUCAUCGCAAUGGAAUUUACCGAACGUGAUUAUCACCAUGAAAAGCAACCGAGUAUACCAACAAUUGCGUAAAUAUGCAGUUGAUUUUGUUAAUCGAUUGAAUGCAGCCAACCCAGAUCAUAUUCCAAUGGAUUCAGAUGGUUUAGUGUCAAAACUUCAAGUAUGUUUCAAAAACUGGCAACUAAACACUGGCGUUUUGAAAGAUGAUCGAGCUCCAUUUCAAUUGAAAACUGUUUGGCACCGGGAUAUCGUUGCAGCCAAGAACAUCAUGUACAAAGGUCCUUGUACGGUGUUAAGAUUGGACAUUCAUCCGCAACUAUUGAGACCACAGAAUCAAAAUGCUGCCGUACAAAAUCAAGCAGCUGACGAUGGGGAUUCCAGUGACGAUGAGGACUACGUUUAUGUUCUCGAUGUUUCCGAUGACGACCAGUUUUAAUUACAUGUAGCAUUAAGAUUUCUUUUUAAAUAAUAUUAUUGUAACGUUUUGUUACUAUGCUGGGCUUGAGUUUUGUGGCCUUGACCGAAGUACGGGCAGUUCGGUAUAUAAAAUAACCCGUAGGUGAGUAUCAUUUAUUGAACUGAACCGAUAGUAUAUUGAUGUUGAUUCAUACUUAGUAACUGAGUUUAUUUUUUCUCUUUUUUCUUUCCAUUGCGACGUUGAAAAUGACUGAAACUACACUCAAA
Molecule: messenger RNA, 2368 nt
Organism: Contarinia nasturtii (swede midge)
Lineage: Eukaryota; Metazoa; Arthropoda; Insecta; Diptera; Cecidomyiidae
Exons: 3
Coding region: 1722-2120 (132 amino acids)
Source: RefSeq, a predicted model, not a curated record